GAUGAGUUCAUCUAUGAUGAAUGUGUGGAGUUUUCGGUGCUUUGUGAUACUCUGUUUACUCUUGAUCACCAUUUGCCUUAUUGAUGGAGCGAAAAAAAAGAAUAUUAAGUAUACGACACCAAAUAAAUAUAAAAGAGUUUUCACAAUUGCUGUACCCCGGAAGUCCCGGGCAAGUAGGAAACCCAUGAAAGCAAAGAUUCAAAGGCGAAGUGUUACAACCAGAAAAAAUACCACCGACACACCAUAUGUUGAAUCAAUCAAGGAUCAACUGCUUAGGAAGAAGCCCAUUCAGGAUGUUCAUGAUAUUGUGAGGUCCAGCUACGAUCAUCUGCGCCACCUGCAUAUCCUUUAUGUCAGCCAAUCUGCGGUCAAUCUCACAUUGCGUACGUUAGAGAGAAAGCCUAAGGAUAUGACGUAUACAUGUGGGUAUCGCAGGAUCACCACAAAUCCAAUGGGACUCUACAUCAAUGGUAGCAUCAAUCGCGCGGUGGAGACUCCUUUCCAUGAUACUUAUAUUGUCCCUGAAGAUGUGAUGGGCUUGAUUGCCAUCUGCAAAGACAGUCGGGGGGAUGUGCUACAGGUUCAGCCCUUCACCUUUGUCCAGUCAAUACAUCAGUCAUCCAAUCAGCAGCCAAAGAGUCAUCGUCGUCCCAGUGUCAUAAUGUUCGGCUUCAAUGGUAUGACGCCGAACGACUUUCGAUCCACACUAGACGAUAUGCCAGGACUGAAAAGCAACAGAGAGGGCUGGUUCGAGAUGCAGAACUACAAGAGAAUGGGCGAGAAUAGCUAUAUUAAUCUGAUGGCCCUAAUAUCGGGUUACAGUCCCAGUGCGGUGCACAAUCUUCAAUCGGCCAGCGACAUGGACGCGAUGCCAUUCAUUUGGAAGCAAUACAAGGAAAAGGGCUACCUAACGGCCUAUGCAGAGGAUCUCACGCUCAUCCGAAAGUUCGCCUUUGAGUUCGGGGAGCAGCCCGUCGACUACUAUCUGCGACCAUUCAUGCGGGGCAUAGCCGACAGUUUGCAUCUACGCAAUCGAUCCACAGAGUAUCAUGGGCUGGGCAGGCGGCUGUAUGUGGACUAUGUCUAUGACUACUGUCAGCAAUUGCUGGAGCGUUACCUCAACCACACACAACCCUUUUUCGGUCUCUUCUGGACGAGCAAUUUCGUCACGGAACAGAAUCGGCCAAAAAGGGAGCCCACGUUGAUGGACUAUAUAAAACGCUUCGAACAGUUGGGGCUCUUCAGUGAAGCGAUUGUAAUAUUCUUCAGUGAUCAUGUCUGUCAUCCCAUGCUGUUCGUGUGGCUACCAUCGUGGGUUCGUCUGCAAUACCCAGACAUAUCCGUGGCUCUGGCGAUCAAUACACAGCGGAUGACCUCACCCCAUGAUUUGUACCUCACGUUGCAGGACAUUCUGAACUUAGGAACGAAGGUGGCAGCACAUCUGUUGCAACCAGAGGGUUGCCCCACCUGCUUAACGCUCUUUAAAGAAAUUCCCACGAAUCGCACCUGCCAUGAGGCGGGUCGCAGCGAGAACUACUGCGACUGUGCCUCUUCCAUGGAACUGCUGCAGGAGGAGACCGAGAUGUUGCCCCUCGGCUGGCUCCUGGUCGACAGCCUCAACAACUACCUGCGCUCUCGCAACCUAAUUAAUCGCUGUGAAGCGUUUUCUUUGCAGAAAGUUGAGUCCAUUCAUCAGCAUAGUUCUUCCCUCAAGUCGAGUACUAUCAAGUAUCGAGUGCGCUUCACUACGCAGCCUAAAGCCGCGAGAUUUCUGGCCACCGUUCUGUAUAAUCACGACACCAACCAAUUGGUGAACGUCAGUGUUCCCACCUUUGGGCGACUGCUUCGAUAUACGCAUCAAUCGAAAUGUGUGAAAGAUGGGAAUGACAAAAAGUUCUGUGUGUGUAAGUCACUCCCCAAAAAGAAGAAAAAGCGCAGGAUACUACGAAGAAGGAAGAACAAACCGGACGCGAAAAAACAGAAAUUGUUGAAAUCUAUGGACAGCUUAAUGAAGAAGGUGGAGAAAAUAGAGAAGCUCAACGCCUUGAGCCGCCAACAAAUCAAAGUGGAAAUGCGAAAAUUAAAAGAAGGAAUCUUAACAUCCACAACAGCUCCCGAAUGGAUCACCUAUCUGGAACCCAGCACCACGCCAAUGUCCGACGUAAUCGAAACCCAUGUCAACUUUCCGCUUACUCUUAACUUCUGAUGCAAAACUUUCCUUCACGUAACUUUUUGCUUGUUUAACCAAUAAAAUUAAUGAUCCCAGAUAA
Drosophila persimilis is the source of this 2270-nucleotide messenger RNA. RefSeq lists its product as uncharacterized. The record is from RefSeq and is a predicted model, not a curated record. The transcript is spliced from 2 exons. Bases 2 to 2206 code for a protein of 734 amino acids. Lineage: Eukaryota; Metazoa; Arthropoda; Insecta; Diptera; Drosophilidae.